Megalobrama amblycephala (Wuchang bream) is the source of this 1933-nucleotide messenger RNA. It is a transcript of the gene fgfbp2b, whose product is annotated as fibroblast growth factor binding protein 2b. Gene Ontology annotation, biological process: cell-cell signaling. Gene Ontology annotation, molecular function: growth factor binding. The coding region runs from base 287 to 1060 and encodes 257 amino acids. The transcript has 2 exons. The record is from RefSeq and is a predicted model, not a curated record. Lineage: Eukaryota; Metazoa; Chordata; Actinopteri; Cypriniformes; Xenocyprididae.
AAUCCUGCAGGCGCCCCUGCAGUAGACCAUGCAUUUAUUAUAUUACAGGCAUACACUCUUGAAACCACUUACACACACUGAUCCCAUAUAGAAUAAAUUGCUCAUACACACACACACACACUUCUCUAAAGAUUCCUACAAUUAGUUCUUUCAGGCAACUCCAGACUAGAGGCCCCCCAGUCUUGAUGGAUGUGUGCACUCUGCCCUGCUCAAAGACUUCUUUGUGGGACUUAUAUUUAUAAAGCCAGCCUGCACCUUCUGUUCAGACCCUUUUUACACUUCCAUCAUGAGAGCCAUAUGCAGUGCCGCUCUCCUUCUGGUCUGCUUCAUCUGGGCCAUCAAUGCUCAAGCUCAGAACAGCAGCAACCAGGGGAACAGCAUUAACAACAUUGAGAGCACCCAACACAGCCGACAGCAGCCUCAGCCUAAAGGAAACAUCUGGGAUGAGCCCAUUCGUUUCAGCACCAAAGCAAAAGAUACCUGCACCAUGGUGAUCUCUGGCCAGGCCAACUUCACCAAGCUGCGUGUCUCCUGCAAGAGCAAGGGCAAGUCAUACUGGUGCGACUUCCUGGGCAAACCUAACCUCUGCAGACCGUACAACAGCAACCCUCGGCACUUCUUCACUCAGAUCAUGUGGGAUAUGAGGAAGCUCCACAAUGCCUGCCAGGGACCACGAGUGUACAAGCCACAGAUGUGCCGCUCUGCUUCGGAUGAGGUCCAAAUGGCAUUCCACGCCUCUUGGCCCAAAAUCUCCUUUCCAAAACCAACCCAGACUUCUCAGAACCAGCAAAAGCAACAGCAGCAGGUCAAGUCCAGCAUCACCCCUACCAAACCUCCCAGCCACAAGCAGCAGCCUAAACCACAACAACCAGCCAAACCAGCCUCCAAACCAGUCAAGCCCGCCGUUUCCAAGCCCGCUCCACCACGUAAACCUGCAAAGACCAUCACAGCGAGACCCACUGUGGCAGAGGAGAGUCAAGCAACCAAGAUGGCAGAGGAAUACUGCUGGAAAAGUCUCCAGGGCGUCUGCGCAUACUUCAUUAGCUGGUUUCAUAAUUAAUUCAUCACCACCUUUGGUUAACAGUGUCAGAGACUUUCAGAUUGUCUGACUACCCGCCAAGUGUUUUCUCAAGGGACCUGUGUUUGUGUGUGUGUGUGUGUGUGUGUGUGUGUGUGUGUGCGCGUGCAUGAGAUAAUGUAAUUAUGACUGCACUUGUGUGCUUAUGUUUGUUUUUCUGUGAGUGAAAUUGAAAACAAAUAUGAAAAAAGAAACUUAAAACGUCGAAAAUGUUUAAUAAAAACAUAUUUCAGAAUUCUCUGUAUAUGGUGUCUGGACAAAAUCAAUGUUACAAUUUUUUUUAUUUGCCUGCUUACUUUCAUAUCUGGACACAAAGUACAAUACAAACUAAAGGUUCUUUAUCGACAUCUGUGGUUUAAAAGGUUCUUUAGAUUAUUAUUUUAUUAGACUAUUUUUCCCUAAGAAAAAAACAUUAACAUUAAUUUUGAUAGGAUACAUUUUUCACAAUAUAGUCUCAAGAAUAACAUGUAAAUCUGAAUCUAAAAAUCGAAAUAGCCUAAGUAAUCUCAUGCAGCAAAUAGUUACAUCAAUUUCCAACUAAAUAAUUUUGAGAGAAAAAUCUGGAGCAGAUCUAACCUGAUUAGCAUGGGUUCUAAUAAAUUGACCUAAAUGACUGAAUAUUACCUAAAUAAUGCAUAUGCAUAAUUGACCUAAAUAAAUGCAUAUUGCUAAACAAAAAUCAAAUGUAAUUUAAAAAGAUCAGCUUUUUCUAGAACACAAAAAUAAGGGGUGGGGUGGGGAGUUUCAAAGCAAGUAUGAUUUUUGUUUUACACAACAUGUCAGAGCGCAUCAACAACACUAGGGGGCAAUGUUACAUGUCAUUUUAAAAGACUCAAAUAAACUGGUUACAAAACA